AUGCGUCGAGGCCGGGCAAAGAAAAAGGCGGCGCAGACCCCACCUGCGAGGGUAAGCACUCUUUCGCCAACAACAAAUUCUAGCGAGGGGAAGGGUAAGUCCAUUGAUACGGAGAUGCCUACGCUUGAAUCAAUUGAAGAGAAGAAUAACACAGAGAAAACACAGGGUGAGCAAAAGAAAUCAGAAGCACAACCACAGCUGUGGGUUGGUGUUAUCAAAGGGAAUCGCCUUCCUUCCCAUGGAAUAGGAUUGGAGUAUACUCCUCCAGAUCUGGUUGAUGGGGAAGUGGAAGUGGAAAACGCUUUGAUCUUGUACGCUAUUAAGGAUGAUUUGUCUAUGAACGCGGUGAAAAAAUUCAUUAUGAAUGUAUGGAACUUUGUUGUCUUGCCGGACUUAUACUAUAACAAGGAGGGAUAUUUCCUGGUUCGUUUCACAUCGAAGGAAGACAAAGAUGCUGUCCUGAUGAGGGGACCAUACACGAUAUUCAAGAAGCCAAUCCUACUCCAUGAAUGGACCCCCGAUUUCACUCUACAAGAUGAUGUCCUGAGAGUACUUCCCAUCUGGGUGACUUUCCCUCAACUACCUCUGAAAUUUUGGGGGGAUAAGAGUAUAGGGAAAAUUGCUAGCGCAGUAGGUAAACCACUCAUGACUGAUGAAUGUACUGCAAGAAAAUUAAGAGUGUCCUAUGCCAAGGUAUUGAUUGAAGUAGAUGUAACAGUUGAGCUGAAGGAAGAAAUAAUGAUCAGGGAUGGCAAUUCAGGAAAAAUCUCUCAGCGAGUUGAAUAUGAAUGGAGGCCUCCAUUCUGUGCUAAAUGCAAUAAGGUUGGGCAUACUUGCAAGAAUAAGGUUGAGAUCCCAAUGAAGCCGAUAUGGAAACCUAAAAAGAAUGAAGUAAUUCAGGAGUCAGAGAAACCUAAGGAGACGAUUACCCAAGAGGACACACAAGAGAAAUGGAAUACAGUGAGCAAGGCAAGUCAGGGUAAAGGAAAGAAACCUAUUCAAGCUCCUCCAGAGGUGGUGGUCAGUUGCACAAAUGGUUUUGAUGCUCUCAAAGUUGGAGACUGCUUUGAGAGUGGAGGACCAAGUUAUAUAUGA
Molecule: messenger RNA, 1095 nt
Organism: Vicia villosa (hairy vetch)
Lineage: Eukaryota; Viridiplantae; Streptophyta; Magnoliopsida; Fabales; Fabaceae
Exons: 2
Coding region: 1-1095 (364 amino acids)
Source: RefSeq, a predicted model, not a curated record